Messenger RNA from Metschnikowia bicuspidata var. bicuspidata NRRL YB-4993, 1692 nucleotides. It is a transcript of the gene RAD7, whose product is annotated as UV-damaged DNA-binding protein. The record is from RefSeq and is a predicted model, not a curated record. The transcript is spliced from 2 exons. Gene Ontology annotation, cellular component: SCF ubiquitin ligase complex. Gene Ontology annotation, biological process: SCF-dependent proteasomal ubiquitin-dependent protein catabolic process. NCBI's taxonomy places the organism in Eukaryota, Fungi, Ascomycota, Pichiomycetes, Serinales, Metschnikowiaceae. Bases 1 to 1692 code for a protein of 563 amino acids.
AUGAGAAGAUCCCGAGUCCGCGGCCCCAACUCGGCGUUGACCGAGUUUCUCCGUGUGGAGGGCAUCACCAACGCGUUCCGGCGAUCCAGACGCGUGGCCUCGACGUCCCAAACCCCGGAGCCCCAGCUGGCAGACAUAACCAGUGACGGGUUUUCCGACGGUGCCUACAGCGAGAACGAAUCCGAGGAGGCGCAGCUCCGUUUGUCCGACGACGACGCCGGCAGAGAGCCCGACCUGUUCGGCCAGGAGGAAGACUGCGUGGACUGCGGCAACCCGUUCACCGUGACGGUGUACUCGCGCUUUGUCGACGCGUUGAAAGGGUACAUCUGCGAGGACUGCAACGAGAUCCUCAAGAAACGGGAGAAGACGGCGCGGCAGAACCAGGCCAACGCGCGCAAGCGCCGCAAAAAGAUUGCCAAGGCCCUCUUGGAUAAGAAGGCCGUGCGGAUCGCGUCUUUGCAAGACGUGUGCAUCCGCACGAUCACGCAGAACAUCGGCGCCGUGGAUGUGUUGGGCGACAUUGGGCAAGGCAACAUCAACAAGAUCCUGAAGAUCUUGUCGAAGAACCGGUCGCUCAACGACUCCACGGCCACGCUCUUCCUCAAUCCCGACUUGACGGCGCUCGAAUUCUGGGACUGCCUGAACGUGUCUAGUGACUCGUUCAACAAGAUCGCCGCGUACUGCUCGCGCCUCGAGUCGCUCACGCUCUUCAUGUGCGGCCAGUUCCACAACGAUAACCUCACCUACUACAAGGACAAGUUGCCGCAUCUCAAGAAGCUAGCGCUCAACGGGCCGUUCCUCAUCAACGACCGCGUGUGGCAGGACUUCUUCGACAAUGCCGUGUGUGACUUGCAGCAGUUUGAGAUCCGGAACACCCACCGCUUCUCCAGCGAGUCGCUCAUAUCCCUUCUUGAGAAACGCGGGCCCAACCUCACCCUGCUCAAGCUUUCCCGGCUCGACGGCUUGGACUCUGCGGCCGUGUACGAGCUCAUUCCCGAGUACAUCACUGCGGGGAGGCUUACCACGUUGGAGGUCUCGCACCCGCACAAGCCCGAGUUGAUCUCUGACGACUUGCUCAUCCAUAUUCUCGCCAUCACCGGCGAGUCCUUGAGACACUUGAACGUGGAUGGGUGCACGGGGCUCACGGACACGUUUUUGGUCGAGGGCUUGGCGAAGUUCUGCCCCAGCUUGGAGCUGCUUUCCAUGCGCAACCUCGAUCUACUCACAGACGAAGGCUUUGCGGAGGCCUGGCGUGAGCUCGCGGCCAUCAACUACGGCGGGCUUGUGAAUGUCGACCUUACCAAAUGCACGGGCUUGGGCGACCGGUCCGUGCACGCGUUGCUCGCCCAUUCGGCAAAGACGUUGGUGGACGUGUCGCUCAAUUCGCUAUCGAAGUUGACGAAAGACUUCUGGAAGCGAGCAUUGGACGGCGCCGCCCGAACCCAUGGGGAUAAGCCAGAUGCCCCGGCGAACGGCCGUGAGCCUCCUGAGGCUCCCGCCGUGUCUUUUCCGCUUCUCACCCGACUCGACGUGGGAUUCGUGAGGAGCUUUGACGACGAAGCGGCGGAGCAGUUGUCCCGGGAAUGCCCCAAGUUAGCCGUGCUCGAGGUUUUCGGGAACAACCGCUGCACGGCCAAAGCCCGGACGCGGCGCGAGCUUUUGGUCAUUGGAAGACAGGGCGAAGACAUUUAG